Molecule: messenger RNA, 7743 nt
Organism: Tyto alba (common barn owl)
Lineage: Eukaryota; Metazoa; Chordata; Aves; Strigiformes; Tytonidae
Gene: PRAG1
Product: PEAK1 related, kinase-activating pseudokinase 1
Exons: 6
Coding region: 234-4355 (1373 amino acids)
Biological process (GO): protein phosphorylation
Molecular function (GO): protein kinase activity; ATP binding
Source: RefSeq, a predicted model, not a curated record
AAGGCAGUUGGCAGCGCCGGUUAUUAAACCAGAAGUGAAGAGUUUUUUCUGGCUCCGGUCCCUCCUCUCCUCCCUUUGAUUUUUCUUUUUUUCUUUGCUGGCUCCCAUCAGGACACUUGUUCAACUUUGGGGGCUGCCGGACACUGCUUGCUAAAUCUGAAAGGAAACAAAGCACAGAACGUUUUUUUUUUAAAGAUAACUAGGUGAUCUUUAAGAGCGGCUCCGGGGAGCAAAUGCAAAAUGAGCAGCGGAGGACAGUGCAGAAGACGCAGAGGGCUCUCGGUCUGAGCCACGAGGAUUUGAAGAUGUCUGUGUGCAGUGACUUUGUGGAACACGUUUGGAAGCCCGGCUCCUGCAAAAACUGCUUCAACCCAAAGACUUUGCAUCAGCUGCAAACACCCCCAGACGUGGGAGCUUGUGGCGUGCUCCCGAAUGGAGUUAGGACCAAGCCCGAGAGCCCCGCGUUGGAAGACGAAGGUGUAAAUACUUCCCCCUUCUCAAAGCCAACAAUUGCUGUGAAGCCGACUAUGAUAAACUCAGAUGUUUCUGACACGUGGGCAGAUGUGAAUAUGAAUGCAGAUCUGUCACAGGUCAGCUGGGGCAUGGUUUCUGGCAAGCAGCUCCUUCUGAAAUCAGGAGAUGUGCAGCGGAUCUGCCUCGACAAUUUUGGCAACGGUGGUGUGAGAAAGCCCUUCCUUCACAACUCGCCCAGCGACUGCUUGUCUUGCUGUCCUCCUAGCUACUCCAUGGUGGGCCUGCGCAGCCUGGAGAGUCGAGUGGAGAGGAAUGUCUCCAUCCACAGUCUGGUGCUUGUGGGUGAGGUGGGCAAGCAGGAGGACAGAGCCAAAGACAAGUUUGUCCUGCCGCAUCGGGCCCCUUGCCCGAAUCCCUCCGCCUUGGGAGACAGAACCGCCAGCAGAAACCCUCCUUCCCAAACCAGAGAAGGAGCAGCGCUCCCCUCGGAAGGCGACUGUCGUCACCUCUCCUCCAGCUUUGAAAGUGAAGGGGGUGAGUACUGUUCAAUCACGGACUGCUGCAGAGGGCACCCUGUCUCGUGGGAGCCACGUUGCGCGGAGGGGAAGGGUGCCUGGUGCGAGAAGGAGAGCCCUGCUCCCUGCGGAUGGAGGCAGCGGGAUGCUCCCGAGAUUCCCAGGCCAAGUGGCAGGGCGGUCAAGUUCGGCGAAGAGGAGCGCAGAGCUGUGAACGUGACCUUCUGCAUCACAAAAGACCAAGGUGAUCCUCUUCCCUACGCCCUGUGUUCAGAGAGGAAAAAGCUGGCUCUCCACGCCGAGCCUGCUGCCCUCCCUGAGAGCAUGGGGAGCAGCAAGGCGGCUGCCUUUGCUUUGUCCCAGGAGGAUGAGGACUUGUCCGUCCCUGGGGAGCUCUCUGUCACCGGAGACCCCCGGCCUGAGGGUUUGAGCACCCCUCAGCAGGCUCUGGUGGAGCCACAGCGCCCUCGCCUCGCCGAGCCGGCCCGCGGUGAUCCCAUCUACGCCGAGAGCACCAAGAGGAAGAAGGCGCAGCUGAAGGCUGCCGGUGGAAAGGCAAAAGCGGAGAACCUGGCCCGCAGCACUGGCAAGGAGCAAGCUGAUGGGACGUGGAGGGAUGGCGGCUGGGUUUUGGGCGGUGAGAAGGAAUACCAGGACUCCACUGGCCAGGUGGCGGCUAAGAUAACUAUAAUGACGGCACACACCGAGGAUGAUCACAAGACAAUAUUUCUCAGCAGCCCUGACUCGGCGGUGGGAGUUCAGUGGCCAUGUAUCAGCCCCACUUCCCACCCCGAUUUUGGGACUUCGUCACCUGCCAUUGAGCCUGGAGAGAUUUUUCAAGCAUCUGGAAGUGAAAACAGCCCGAGAUUUCAUCUAGCAGCUCCUGCCAAGACCUCGGUUACUGAGAGUCCAGCCAUUCCCCCAAAGAUGUCCAAAAACAGCCAGCCGGGCAGCGAGGGGAACCGUAUGCCCCCAGUAAGCUCCCAUGUGUCAAGGUUUGGUGAUGACAACAGCCACGAUGGAGCUGGUGUUCAGCUGCUGCCGAGGAGCUUUACUGAUACAGGUGCCUUUGGGGCAUCCCCUUCUCUGUGCACUCAUGUCAACGGGGUCUCUGUGGAGGAGUCCAGCAGAGGCCUGGCAGGCUCAUCCUAUGACAGGAGGCAGAAAUACUACACCCCAACGUGGACCAAGCAGUGCCGGAUAGAGGAGGAGGAGGAGCAGGAGGAGGAGCAGGAGCUCUUAACCCACCCCUGGGCAGUGGGAGCUGAGAACGGGAGAGCGGGUGCUGACCUAGUGGAUGACGGCCCGAUGCUGGAGAGCCAGACUGGGAUCAGCAAAUCAUCGUCUUUCUCCUUUGAUUUUCCUAAAGUCAAGAGUAAUGGCGUGGAGUUUGCACCACCGCCACCACCGCCACCGAAAAAGCAGUCCAGGCACGCUCUGAAAAUGAACCCAAACAGCGCUGAGUUGGAGAGGGUCAGCAACAGCUCUGCCGAGAGCCUCAGCCCACCUUUCAGGAGCGUCCACGUCAGCUUCACGGCUGGCUCCACCGACAGCCUCGACUCGGACACACAGACCGGCAGUGAUGGUGGGCGCUCCUCCGAGCCGAACCACUCGCCCCCUCCAGCUGAGAGCCAAGUAUUUCCCCCUGUCCCUUUCCUUCCUGCCUCUGGUGAGGAUGGCCCCUCCUCUGCCCCCAGCUGCCCACCCCCUCUGCCCCAGAAGAAAACAGUGAGCAGAACGGUGUCCUCCCCAGAUGGCUUUUUUGGGGGACCGGCGUCUUCAGGCAGAGCAGCCGGUGCUGCCAGCCCCAGGCUGAACGUCAGCCACUCCGAGAGCAAUGUCUGCCUCCGAGAGGAGCCUCCCUUCAUCCACCCGGCCAGCCUGGGGGGCCGCCCGGGUGCCUUCUCCUCCUCCGAGUCCCUGGAGAAAGGCUCCAAAGGAAACAGCUACUGGGGCUCAGCCACUGGUAAGAGCACAGGGGCUUGCAUCCCCAGCAGAAACCUCCAGUCCCUCUCCUCCUCGCAGCUCAGUGUGUCCAGCCAGGUGUCAUCGGGCUCCAGUCUCCAGCUCCACAACCUCCUGAGCAACAUCGACAGCAAAGAGGGGGUGUACGCCAAGCUGGGGGCCCUCUAUGCUGAGUCCUUGCGCCGCCUGGUCGCCAAAUGUGAGGACUGCUUCAUGCGGGAGCAGAAGAAUGAGCUGCACUUCAGCGAGAACAACUGGUCUCUCUUCAAGCUGGCAUGCAACAAGCCCUGUUGUGAUUCAGGGGAUGCAAUAUAUUACUGUGCCACUUGCUCCAAGGACCCUUCUACCACCUACGCUGUGAAGAUUUGUAAAACCCAGGAGUCCAAGGCGGCUGCUUCGUACUGCAGCCCUGCAGUGCCAGUCCACUUCAACAUCCAGCAGGACUGUGGGCAUUUUGUGGCCUCUGUCCCCUCCAGCAUGCUGCUGGCCUCAGAUGUGGGGAAAAGCAUGCCCGGGGGUGGCAUCCAUCCCUCCCGCACUGCCAGCGAGCACGACUGUGUGGUGGUCAUUACCCGGGAGGUGCCGAGCCAGACCACUGCCGACUUCGUGAGGGACUCGGUGGUGUUGCACCAAGCCAAGCCUGAGCUCUAUGAACGUCAUGUUUGCUUCUUGCUCCUCCAGCUCUGCAAUGGCCUGGAGCAUCUCAAAGAGCACGGCAUCAUCCAUCGUGACCUGUGCCUCGAGAAUCUCCUGCUUGUCCCCUGCAAGCCCCCCAUGAGCUGUGUGAAAGCCAAAGAUGACAAACACUUACCCCGCCUCAUCAUCAGCAAUUUUUUGAAAGCCAAACAGAAGCCAGGAACUGGAGACUCCAAACUGAAGAAGAGUCAGGCCCGGCUGGCCCCGGAGAUUGUGUCAGCUUCUCAGUACAAGAAGUUUGACGAGUUUCAGACUGGUAUUCUCAUCUACGAGCUGCUGCACCAGCCCAACCCCUUUGAGGAGAAGGUGCACCUCAGGGAGCAGGAGUACAGCCCUGAGGACCUCCCUGCUCUGCCCAGCCUCUCCAUCUACUCCCGGGGGCUCCAGCAGCUGGCCCACUUGCUGCUGGAGGCGGAUCCCAUCAAGCGUGUGCGGAUCACCGAGGCCAAGAGGAUGCUGCAGUGUCUGCUCUGGGGGCCCCGGAAAGACCUCACCGAGCAGCCCCUCAGCCACGAGGAAGCCCUCCGCCGGGUGCUUCAGAACUGGGUGGACAUGAAGCGUGCCCUGCUCAUGAUGAAGUUCGCGGAGCGGGCUGUGGACACGGAGCGAAGCAUUGAACUGGAGGACUGGCUGUGCUGCCAGUACUUAGCGUCUGCUGAGCCGGCCUCCCUCUCCCACACAUUAAAACUGCUGCAGCUGCUCUGACCCACGGAUGUGUCUCGGAGGCAGCUGAGGGCUCCCGGUUGCCUUGCGGCUAAAGGUACACGGCCCCUUUGUACGUGGGAGGCUUGAAUCUCAGCUGCGACUGCACAUUCAGCUCCUGCCCUGCACUCUGCCCAGAGUGCACAAGGCAUGUUUAGUACCCUCAGCACUGUUAGUUUGCAAGCAGGCAAAACUGGGAACCUACCCCUAUUUUGGGGGGAUUUUUUUUUUUUUUUUUUUUUUUUGGUAUGGUAAGUCUGUGGACUAAUAAACUCCUGCCUGCGUGUGUGCAUGUUUCUAAUGAACUUAGUGUGCUUGAGUUGAUUUUUGCAUUUGUGGGACAGUCUUUUGAUCCCCAGCCCCCUAAAGCAUCACAGCCUUUUUGCCUGGGAACACCACCGCUCUCCAGAGGGUUGAAGGGUUGCCUGCUUCUCCUGGGGAGCAACAGCAAUUCACGUAAUGCUCCUUUGCAAGGGAGAACCAGGAGCGGCUUUUAAAUUCACAUACUUUGUGGGUCUUGGCAUCCAUUUUACUUCUUAGUUUAAAAACAACAAUUAUGGCUUGUUUCUGCAUAUCAGAUGUAUUUUCCACUGUGGGCAAUUCAGUAUCAGCUGCCUGUUACCUUUGUUAGAUACUAAUACAGCAUGACUUUCCUGUCUAGUGGUGCAGCCACCCAGGCUGUUGAUUGUAAAAGGGUGAGAGAGAGCCCAGGAUGGGUCUGUUCAUGAGGAUGAUGCUUCGUGCUGGGAAUUACCCCUUGUAAAGUUAAUGAAAUGGAAAAUCCCCAAUUCACCUCCAUGGCCUUGGGGGGGAAGUCAGGGCCAGGUUGCUUUGCUUUCCCCAUCCCUCCAGCUCCCUCCCUUCACCUGGUAUUUCACCUGUCCCUCAUGUCUAACAUUUAUUUAACCCUUUUAUUGAGAGAUAAGCCAUCAAGUGAAAGGCCAGGGCCACUGGCCUGUAGUCUGGGAGGGUCUUAUUGCUGCUGGUGUUUGAAUUAGAAAUGCAUAGCGCUGCGUGCACUGUGAACAAGCUCCUCCAACAGACAACAAAUGCAUGAUGCAAUAAAAGCACGAUGGAGGAGGGAGAAGCUGGCUUGGCUCCCUCCAGCCCCUUUCCCUCCAUCCAGAUGCAUAUCAGCCACUCAGCUCGGAAGAGAAAAACCUUGCUCAGAAAAACCGGUUUUCCAAAAGGUUGCGUGCUGCUUUUGCUCUUCCACCCCAACGUGAGGCAGAGGUGAGCAGCUGUGCUUCUGGCGCCGGUUCUGCAGCCCUUGGAGAAGGGGGAGGUUUGGGACACACGGAGAGGGCCUAGUGUCAGGUUGGCGGAGACAGACUAGUUGAGCUACACCCCUCCCAGCUCAAAACAGGGAGAAAUUCAUGACCACUUUCCUCCAGGCUUGCUUCACCUCCAGAUCCAGCCUGCUUUCUUGGGGGAAUAUUAAUUCCCCAGGUUUUGUGACAUUUCAUAUACUUUGUGUGAAUCUCUUCCAGGCUUCUCACCUGCAUUUUUUUUUUUUUUUUAAUCUGUUUGGCUAUGGUUGCUGCUGAUGGGAGGGGACGGUUCCUUGGCUGGGCACCCAUUUGCAAUGAAUUUCCCCUCAUCCCCUUAGGGAAGAGGCCGUGCAGGUCCCUGCCUGCUGAAAGAAUGUGGGAUGGCUUCAACUGUGGCCGUUGGGGAUUUUUUUUUUAUACACUGGCUUUCUUGUGUCUGACUCUUGAGUCCACUUCCCUCCAACAUAGGUGGCGGGAACCUUCUGGCUUGGGAACCACGGUCCCACGGACCAUCCUGUACACAUUUCCCUGGAAAGUCUGGCCCUGGCUUGCUGCAUGUGGUCUCAUGUGGGCCAGCAGAGUGAUGAAACAGCUGGAGAACCUGCCUGAGGGAGCCCAGCAUGUUUUUCAGAGAUAAGAUGAAGAGAUGACUCAGUUUCUAAGCAUGGAUAUAGGGAGUAAGUUGGAGGCAGCUCUGCAGGACAGCAUUGAAGGAGAUAGGGCCUGGCCAUGACAAAUCCAAGCUGUGCUGGCAACAGGGAGAUUAUAUGUGGGGCAACUGGCUUGCAAGGCUUGGGCUGGGUAAUCAGAAGGACUCGAGAAGCAGCCAAACAUCCAACCAACCCCCGUAAAACAAGGCUGGAUCCAUUUUGCAUGCUGAGUUUCAGUUCAGUGACAAACACUGAUACAGGUAUUGGCACAGGGCCUGCACAGCAUGGGAUGUUAACCUGAUCAGAAUGCUUUCCCUUGAGUCUGGGCACUUGAGACUGGUUCUGGUGUUGGUCCUGGUACCUUGCAGCAGCACACCCAGCAGACCAAAGGCCAACAAUAGUAUUAUAGCAUUUUCAGCUGUAUUAUUUUGAGAUUUGGUGGGUGGCUUAUUGCUCUCAUACAAAAAGAAACUCAGCUCCGUGCUUUCCUGAUACCUUCCCCUAGGGUAGCUCAUGCUUCUUCGCCAGCCUAAACAGUCCUAGGCCAAUGCAUGAACUGGAGAAGUGCAUUAGGGUUUCUGCUGUGGGGAAAGCAACACCUAAGCCUCGGUUGAAUGCCAUAGCUGAGUCCAAGGACUUUGCUGGCUUUCCUCCCCUUUCCUGUGCUGUCCUCAGCACAGCAAUGGGUAGUAGCCCCCCUCUUCCUAGCACGUAUGCUUGCUCCAAUGCCCAGGAUCCUCUGCAAGAAUGGUGGAGGGGAUGGAUCAUCCCUCUUCCCUGUGUGGCAGGGGACACAGCUGAUGCCACACCCUGGGGGUCAAGCAUGUCACCCACUUGGUGAGGAGUGGGUAUUGCAGGAGGCAUCUAUUUGGGAACACAGUUUGGGGUCCACAUGCCGCAGGGCAAUGCUGAGGAGCAAUUGCUGGAGGAGCACCACAGACUCUUGGUAGUAAUGCAUCUUGGUAGUACUGCUGGGUGGGGAAAGGGGUGUUUCUUGUGCUGCCCCCAGACAGACUGCCAGACCCUUUCCCUGUGCCCAGGCUCCCAGUGGUCUGCCCGCACAAGAAAUGUGGCAAGGCAGCUCUCUGCCAGUGCCUGCUAUCGCUAUGGAGGACAGAUUACCAGGAGCUGGACAUAGUUGCCAACUGGUGCAUUUGUAGCACAGAUGACUUUGGUGGGGAGCUUGUGUGCUUCCUGUGUGAGAUAAGGCUGAGACCCAAAUCCGCAAGACAAACACUGGGCAGGCAGUGCUGCGAGAAGCCCUCUUGCCCAGUGGUCUGGUGACCUUGCCUCCCUGCUUCAGAGCAUCCCUCAAAGAAGGUGGAUAUCCCAGGAGUAAAAGCCAGCCUGGUUCUCCAGAGAUGCUGUUAGAUGAGUUUGCUUGGCCAAUAGCACUUCUCACCAUGCAUGAUCACAUGUGCAGGGACGUGCCCCACCGGCCAUACAGGUUAGCCCAGGACAGGCUCAGUU